CCUCUGUUUUGUUUUGGCGGUGGUUCAAUUCAAGUGGUGAAGUGGGCAGUGACCGACGCUUUCCCCCUCUCUCCUUCCAUGGCAGCUGGCACAAAGUUAUUGCACCUGCAGGGCAGCGGCAUCAGCGGGCACGGCACCACACACCGAUGUUCCUCACUAAUCAAUCAUCAUCCUUUCUUCCCUCGAUUACUACUAAGUACUACUACUACUACUACUACUACUACUACUACUACUACUACUACUACUACUACUACUACUACUACCACCAACAGCACAUCAUAGUUGCCAAUAGUGACCAGGAAGUUGUCGCCAGCUCCCAUGCAAUUAGCCUAGUUACAAGUAUAUACAAGUAUACUAGUGGUCAACUGUUGCUGCUAAUCAUCUCAGGGUCUUCCCCCCCCUCUCGAUCCACCCAAUAAUUUAGACUCGCCCGUGCUUCAUUCAGCUGCGACGGGUCAUGCUCACAUGAUG
This is a messenger RNA of Aspergillus neoniger CBS 115656, 471 nucleotides long. RefSeq lists its product as uncharacterized. The record is from RefSeq and is a predicted model, not a curated record. The coding region runs from base 147 to 419 and encodes 90 amino acids. The transcript has a single exon. NCBI's taxonomy places the organism in Eukaryota, Fungi, Ascomycota, Eurotiomycetes, Eurotiales, Aspergillaceae.